AUGGAGGCACGAUCAAUAUCCACGCUAGCAAAGCGUUGCUCCGAGCUGCUCGCCAGGUGGCUUGACAGUGUCGGCACGUUUCCCGACCAAGUGUUACAGGUGGAGAACCUCCUAUUUCGAUUCAAUCUUUGGGCCGAGAACAACUCGGCCUUCUCGGAGGGUCGUGACUCCCUGGAUUGGCGGCUGCGGAAAGCCUCACUGCCCCAUAAUGUUAUUGUCGACCUUUUGGAGGACCUGUCAGCCGUUGUGCUCGGGCACGUUGCACCGAAACAGUCCGAGGUAGAUCAACACGAGAAUGCCGGCACGUUGCUGGACCAGCUGUUCCGGUUCACCAGGGCCGUACGUCGAUCCGGGGCCCUGAAGAGGUUUGUUCGAGCUGCGGAUUACUUCGAACUUGUCGAAAUUGAUGGCAUCGUCGUCAAUCUGACUCUCAAGUUCCGCGAAGGCGUUCAAGCCUAUUUGGAUAUGAUGUUCAAGUCGACAAGCCAAGAACUGAGAGGCCGACUACUGGAGACCAUCUGUCUCCGCCAGCAAAACUUCGCAUACCUUCGAUCCAAAAGGAAAAAGGGGAGCAGCCACGUCGCACCCACACGUUCAGCCUCUCAGACAGGGUCGCGUCUUGGGUCAGCUUUCAGUACAACGGGUCGCUCCACAUACCAGAGUCAACGCAGUGCACAGCAUCAACCGGCGUCUGACCGGAAGCGUGACGACAAAGCUAAACGCCGUGCCGCCCCGGCAAGUGCGACGACUUUCAACACAAAUGCGCUGCCGACAAUUGAUGGGCCCACUCUGGACAAGCCCGAGGCCGACUACGCCUUAGAGGACCUCCCUAGAAGACCAAAGAUUCUCCCGGCAACGUGGCACAAAGAAGUCGAAUGCCCCUAUUGCCUUUUGGCGUGUGACCACACCGAGUUCACCGACGCAGGCUGGCCACGACAUGUCAUUCAAGAUCUGAUGCCCUUCAUCUGUGUGCAAGAACGGUGCCAUGUGCCCAACUCAUUAUAUGGCUCUACUGCCGCCUGGAUGUCUCAUAUGAAGACAGAGCACGCUCGGCACGGGUGGAUAUGUAUGGACCGCAGUCACACCUCGUCCGUUCAGUUUACCGAUAUGCUGGAGUUCAGACGGCAUAUGCAAGAGCACGAAGACGAUCUAAGCGAAGGGGAGCUCGAAAACAUAGUGGAGGAGUCGUACGGAGUUCUUUCUUCCGGUGAUGUUUUCGAUGAGUGCCCGUUGUGCGACGAGUACAACGAUGAAGCCCCUGACAGCAUCGAUCUCGAGCACCAUAUUAGCUCUCAUCUGUUGAUGCUGUCGCAAAUAUCGCUAUCGGGACAUGAUCUAGGUAGCGACAUGGAGCUUGAGUCGGAGUCGGACCACACAACAAGCCAGGGCCGCAUCCCGUCAGAUGUGGCUUCAGCUCAACAAUCCCGACAGCUCACGGGAAGCCACGCGGACUCAAGAGACGAGACGAAUUCUCAGUACAGGGAUGAGCAGCCUGAAGAACAGCAGAACACGGGGGUCGACAACCACGGCAACGUCCCCGAGGAAAGCGAGAUUAUAUCGUCGAACCCAGGAGACUGGGAGUUCAUGAGAGCACGCAAAUUCGCGUACGACCCGUCGACGGAUAAAGUAGUCAAGAGGUUCGCUGAGGCGCUGCGGCUUGGCGAGGAAUACCGAUCACCAUAUCCCGACAGAGGCGCCCGAGUCGACCGAGGACUAGAUGUCGACAACCUGGACGAGGCUGAGGGCGUAGAGCAGCGAACACCCAUGGAGGGCCCCGCUCAAAUCGAAGUCGACACCCGUUUCAGCGCCAAGGAUGGCUCGAGUCCUGCCAGGCACUCUGGUGGGAGGUUUCUAGUGGCGAUACAUGUCGGUACCACAUGUGCCAGUGUCGCCUACGCGGACAUCGACGAAGGCGAUAAACAGAGGAUUGCCGUGCAUUGGGACGCGGAAUUUACGACUGAACAAGUAUCCACGACUCUAUAUGGUGAGACUGAUGAAGCCGGCUUGACAUCCUGGCGCUGGCGGCCUCCUCUGAAACGACGCUCAAGCUCGACAUUGGAAUUGGACAUAACGCCACCAGAACCCCCUAUCCUAAAAUCUUUCAAGCUCGGUGUUUUCCCAUCUUCCUAUCCUUCGUUUGCAUCAAGAAUGGCGAGAUAUCAUCUGGCCAAGGCGUCGUGGAGAACACGGGGACAAUGUCUGAACCUAAUGACCGAUUACCUCAAAACGCUCAAAAGCACAAUCGACGACGUAGUGAUUGAGGCAAACGGUGGUCGUGCAGAAGACCCUCUUGUAGACUAUAUCUUGACCGUUCCAGAACUCUGGGAAUCUAACGAGCGAGAGAGUCUGCGCGAAUGUGCCGCCGAGGCUCUCCUUGGGUAUGGGUCCAUGAAAGAAGCCGUGGCCCUCAUUGGAGAACAGUCCGUCCAGCAGUCUCUGCAACUUAUUGUCGAGUCCGAGGCACUGGUGACAUUUAUUGUCGCUUCUAUGCCACCAACGGGGGUCGAGAAGGGUGACCUUUUUCUGAUUUGCGAUGCUGGUGGAUGUAUGGUCACGGUAUCGACGUACGAGAUCAGAUCUUCGAAGCUCGCCCUGAGGCGCAACAUCGUCGACUCCGGUGUCCUCGGCGAUACCCUAUUGGACGGAACCUUCGAGGACUAUUUGAGAAGUAAAGAAGGCUUGAAGUACAUUGACUGGGAUCAGGGCAACGGCCGACGUCUGAUGGAGCACGCCAUAGCCAACUUCAACGCCGAAAUCAAGCAUGCAUUUGACGGUGUGGACGAGAGGGCUCCUUUCCUCAUCUCCGCGGGUCCUGUCAUGGAUGAUGACCUUGUCAUCAGCAUACAAGCCGCCGAAAUCCGCACCAAAGUGUUCGACCCCGUGGUUUCGGGCAUUUGUGACCUCAUUCACGACCAUAUGAACGUCGCAGAGCUUCAACGACUCUCCGAGAGAAACCGGGGUGUCCGGACUCUGUACUUGGCAGGCGGCUUUGGCGAGAAUGAAUACCUGAAGAAGAGAAUCCAAGCCACUGUCGGAAACGAGGUCCGAGUUGUUCGGAUAGAACACAGCCAAACCGCCGUAGUCAGGGGUGCCCUCAUGGACGGGCAGCGCAGGGCACGUCAAACCGGACGAUACCCUUCACAGCCACUCACUGUCAAACCUAAAGGACCGGCCCGACCCCCGCAAGUGAUCGCUCGCGAGGCCAAUCGGCACUACGGGAUCCGCGAGGUCGUCCAGUACGACCCACAGAACCCGUUGCACAGCGUCGACAGGAGAAAAAGAUCUGCGGGGUCCUGGACGAUUGAGGUGAUGAAGUGGUUUGUUAAAAAGGGGGAAGAAAUACGAGAGCCAAGGUCGUUUGAGUUCGCAUACGAAAUCAGACGCUCUGAACUUGGGGAGCGUAGGAAGAUCCCCUGCGACAUAUACACAUCCGUCGAUGAUAUUGCGCCCCCGUUCCCGCAUACAGAAACACAUCCAGUACCCGGCCUUGAACGACCGACGAUCAUGCUCAAAAUACCCUCCGAUGGGAUGCACGUAUUAGCGUCGAAGAGGUUUUCCUCCAUGGUGCUCGAGUGCAAUAUUCACAUGAUGUUCGACUCUAGCAUCGCUGCCUUUGUCUUUGGUUUUAGCGAUGUACGCCAGGGCCCAGCAGAUAUCGAAUGGCGUAAUAUCGAAUGGAUGAAUAUCGGGUGA
Molecule: messenger RNA, 3693 nt
Organism: Purpureocillium lilacinum
Lineage: Eukaryota; Fungi; Ascomycota; Sordariomycetes; Hypocreales; Ophiocordycipitaceae
Source: RefSeq, a predicted model, not a curated record